This is a messenger RNA of Lucilia cuprina (Australian sheep blowfly), 3712 nucleotides long. RefSeq lists its product as uncharacterized. The record is from RefSeq and is a predicted model, not a curated record. Lineage: Eukaryota; Metazoa; Arthropoda; Insecta; Diptera; Calliphoridae. The transcript is spliced from 10 exons. Bases 871 to 3522 code for a protein of 883 amino acids.
CGACCUUACAUUGGUCAAGUUCGGUUACAAAUAAUUCUUACAAUUUAUUUGUUCUUUUUUUUAGUUUAACUUGUUUUAAUCAGAAAAUAUUUAUUCUCCUUCAAAUUUUGAAGUAUUAUUUUUGAAUAAAUAUUUUUUUUUUCGAAAACUGAAAAAAAUUAAAAAAGUGUUGUUGAAUUGUGUGUGUUUUGGAAAAAUAGAAAGUUCAAGAAUUUUACUGUGUAUUUUUUGUUGUAUGCAAAUAUAAUUUUUAAUUUUUUCAAAAUUUCUUAUUAAAAUAAAGAAAAAUUUUAACAAAAAGUAUUUUUGGUGCUAAUAUUGUUUUUCGCGAACUGGGAAUAUAAAUUUAAUAAAAAUUCCGAAAAAAAAUCAGCAAUUGUUAAUGACAUGACAACAGGUGUUUUGAAUUGAAUUUUAAAAAAAUAUAUUUGGAUUUUGAAAAAAAGUGCGAUUUGAAAAUUUCAAGCAAAAAAUAUUAAGAGUAUUUAAAGACAACGAAACUUUUAAAGAAAACAACUUUCUCUGACUCUAUGGACAAUAAAGAAGCAAAAGGAAACUAUUGAAUAAACAAAAAAUAUACCAUAGAAGAUACUAAAAAGACCCCAAAAGAAGGCAGAAUCAACCAUUUGCGUAUAUUAACAAACAAGACAUCAUAAUUAUUGGAUAAAUAAAACAUUUCCAAACAAAAGCCAUAGAAACAACAAAUACACAAGGUACACGUGUGUCGAUCUUACAGAUACAAAUUCAAAGAAAACAAAAGUUUUCUUAAAAGAGAGAGAUAUAGAAAUAAAACGCGAAAAUAGCAACAAAAAUAAAAUAUUGAACUAAACUAGACAUCACAGCUCAAGAAGCACAAUUCAAAUAAAUAACAUGAGUUUUCGAAUUUUAACACCAUUAACAACGACAAAUAGAAUGUCACGUCUAAUAUUCAUAACUCUGCUAAGUGUAUUGAUUUUAACACCUGAAAGCAUACAGGCUGCCAGAAGAUCACGUUUAGAUUUAACAGCGGCAAAUGCUUCAGCCUCAGAUGUCGCUGCUGCCGCCACCAGUACCAACAGUAAUAAUGAUAGUGAAACUUUAAAAACUGCAUCAGCACCUCAAGUGUCUUUGGAUAAUGCAUCAUCGGCUUUACCUUUAAAAAGUGAUCAAUCAUCAUUGGCAGCAGAUAUUUCAGCGGGUAGUGGAGAUAAUGCAGCGAUUGUUAAAGAUCCGAUUGCUUUACCAGCUGUUGUAGAUACCGGCAAAUCGGCUCCUUCCGAUUUAAUUGCUGAAGAAGAAAAACAACCUGCUGAUGCGGAAUUAUCUAAAGAACAAAAAGAAACACCUACUGCUAGUUUUGAAGAUGUUGAGGUAGUGGAUAGUGCUACACAAUUAGGCUCAUCGGGUAGUGGUUCUUCUCCACAGCCUCACGAAGAGUGUGAUUCCGAUAUGUUGGGUUUUGAGAUAGUAACCGGUUAUGUAUUCUCGGCUCCUGGUAAACUAUUGGAUUCAUUGCCUGGUACACUAAUGUUAACAGAUUGUUUGGAAGCAUGCCAGGGUAAUGAAACAUGUCAGGCGGUUAAUUAUGAAACUGGUCUAUGUGUAUUAUUCUCAGCCAAUGCUGAUCAAUUGCCUGGUGCCUUAACCAAAUCACAAUUCCCGGUGUUUACAAUUUAUGCUCAAAAAUUAUGUUUGGGAGUACGACCAUGUGCACGUGCUUGGUGUGUUGAUCGUGUGCAAAACUAUAAACUUAAUGGACAUGCUAAAAGUUCAGUGUCAGUGGAAUCAAGACGUGAUUGUUUCGACUUGUGUUUAGGUGAAACAGAAUUUACAUGUCGAUCAGCCAAUUAUUAUCGUGCCACAAAUAUUUGUGAAUUGUCUGAAAUGGAUCGUAUUACAUUGGCGGGUACAAGUGCAUUCCAGGCUCAUGAUGGCAUCGAUUAUCUUGAAAACAAUUGUGCCGAAGAACCAAAUAAAUUAUGUGAAUUUAAACGUUUAUCGGGUAGAAUAUUGAAAACAGUAGAUUCAGUAUAUCAGGAUGUUGGCAGUAUUGAUGAGUGCCGUGAUUUGUGUAUAAAUUCACCAUACAGAUGCCAUUCCUAUGACUUUGGUGAUACCGGCGAUAUGGUCUGUCGUUUAUCUCAUCACAGUCGUGCCACUCUUUCCGAUGUACAAGAUCCCUAUCUUGAAGUACCCGAAGCAGCAACCUAUGAACUUUAUUCUUGCUAUAAUGUUACCAUCGAAUGUGGAGCUAGUGAUAUGGUAGCACGUAUACGCACUUCAAAACUUUUCGAUGGCAAAGUCUAUGCUAAGGGUUCUCCCAAGUCGUGUUCGGUAGAUGUGAAAAACAAUUUGGAAUUUGAACUGCGUAUGGGUUAUUCAGAUUUGGAAUGUAAUGUAAGACAACAGGGUUCGGGACGUUAUAUGAACGAUGUGGUUAUACAGCAUCAUGACACUAUUGUAACAUCUUCGGAUUUGGGUUUGGCAGUGACUUGUCAAUUUGAUUUGACCAAUAAAUCGAUAUCGAAUGAAGUGGACUUGGGUGUUAAGGGUGACAUUGAACCGGCCUUGUCUGAAGAAGUUAUUGUUGAUUCACCUAAUGUUAUCAUGAAGAUUACCUCACGUGAUGGUUCUGAUAUUAUGCGUUCUGCUGAGGUAGGCGAUCCUUUGGCUUUGAAAUUCGAGAUUUUGGAUGAAUCCAGUCCCUAUGAAAUCUUUGUACGUGAAUUGGUUGCUAUGGAUGGUGGUGAUACUGCUGAAAUAACUUUAAUCGAUUCCAAUGGUUGUCCUACCGAUCAUUUCAUUAUGGGUGCCAUCUAUAAGAGCAGUUUGUCGGGCAAGGUUCUACUAUCACACUUUGAUGCUUUCAAAUUCCCUUCUUCCGAAGUGGUGCAAUUUAGAGCUUUGGUCACUCCCUGCAUGCCAACCUGUGAACCGGUACAAUGUAACCAGGAGGACAUUAGCGGUGAAUACAAAUCCCUACUAUCAUUUGGACGUAAACGUAGAUCUCUUAAUGUAACAGCUUCCUUUGGUAAUGGUAUUGCAGAUGCUGGCAAUCAAGAACAUCAUCACCAGCAACAUCAACAUCAGCUCAGAAGACAACGUCGUGAAACAACGAAGAAACCUAGUCAAGAAGAUAUGCUUUUGGUACAAUCAAUUCAGAUCACUGACAAAUUUGGCUUCGAUAAACAACAGCAACAACAAUCGAAAGGCAGUGGUUACGAUACAAGUGAAACUGUAUUCAUUGCUAGUGAUGUAACAACACAAGGAUUCUGUGUUAAUGCCAUUGGUAUCAUUGUUGCCGCUACUGUUUUCUUAUUGGCACAACUAGCCGUCAUAGCCAUUUGGACUUAUCUGUAUCAAAGACGUCGGAAAUUACAACCCUACAGCAAUGAAGGAAUAAGCAGUGCUUCUAGCUAUGGAUCACAUACAACAUCGUCUGCUUCAACUAUGCAGGGUGGUAAUAUACCAAAUGCGAGAUCAGAGUCAUUAUGUAAAUUAUACGAGGGUGGUUUUGCAGCAAGGCAUGGACGUCAAUUUUAAAGGGAUUUAAAAAGGAAUUGAACUAAAAACCAAGCAAAUAGUAUUUCAAAAUGUUAAGAUUAACAAACAAACGCAAAUAAGGAAACCACCUUAGUAAAAUGGAUUAAAAACAAACAACAACUUGCCACAAAAGAAAAAAAUUUGAAAACAAAAUAAUAUUUUGUUUAAAUUAAAAAAGAAAAAUAAAAAC